Messenger RNA from Periophthalmus magnuspinnatus, 587 nucleotides. It is a transcript of the gene tprkb, whose product is annotated as Tp53rk binding protein. Gene Ontology annotation, cellular component: cytosol; EKC/KEOPS complex; nucleus. The coding region runs from base 60 to 587 and encodes 175 amino acids. Gene Ontology annotation, biological process: tRNA threonylcarbamoyladenosine modification; telomere maintenance via recombination. Lineage: Eukaryota; Metazoa; Chordata; Actinopteri; Gobiiformes; Gobiidae. The transcript has 4 exons. The record is from RefSeq and is a predicted model, not a curated record.
CCCUGCGCAAGCGUUCACGUGAAAAAGCGCGGUAGUAAAACUCACUUAACUUUCCAAAUAUGCAUCUAACACAAGAGUUAGAAGUAUACUCGGAUCAUAAAGUUACCCAGCUCUUGUUCAAGGAUGUUAAAAAUGCCGCCGAGCUUAGGCAAAGUGCCGUGGAGGGUAAAAUCAGUGGAGCCUUGAUCAGUCCGACAUUGGUGUUGAAUCCUUUCCAGGUGCUGGUAGCAGCAAAUAAAGCUGUACAUUUACAGAAGAUUGGUAAAAUGAAAACAAGAAGUCUCUUUUCAGAGAUCAUUUUCAACCUUUCACCCACUAAUAAUAUCUCAGAAGCUUUUAAAAGGUUUGGGAUUUCUGAUGGAGACAGCUCAGUUUUGGUGGUUUUAGUUCAUAACAAAGACAACACCCCACCUUUGUCAGACAUCGUGAAUCGAGUGAAUGGACAGCAGGUCCCAGUAGAUGACCUAUCCUCCCUGUCAGACACAGCCAAAAUAAAAAAGUUCUUUAAAAUCACUCCACAAGAGGAGAAGAUUGGGACACUGUUGGAUGCAGUUGUGUGCAGAAUGGCUAUUAAAGAUGUUCUGUAA